Messenger RNA from Aspergillus clavatus NRRL 1, 948 nucleotides. Its product is annotated as Mrp/NBP35 family ATP-binding protein. NCBI's taxonomy places the organism in Eukaryota, Fungi, Ascomycota, Eurotiomycetes, Eurotiales, Aspergillaceae. The record is from RefSeq and is a predicted model, not a curated record. Gene Ontology annotation, molecular function: ATP binding; 4 iron, 4 sulfur cluster binding; ATP-dependent FeS chaperone activity. The transcript has 2 exons. Bases 1 to 948 code for a protein of 315 amino acids. Gene Ontology annotation, biological process: iron-sulfur cluster assembly. Gene Ontology annotation, cellular component: cytosol.
AUGCCUCUCGACGGCGUCAAGAACAUUGUGCUGGUUCUCUCCGGCAAAGGUGGCGUCGGCAAAUCCUCAGUCACCCUCCAACUCGCCCUCGCCCUCUCCCUGCAAGGCAAAUCCGUCGGUAUUCUCGACAUCGACCUCACAGGGCCCUCAAUUCCUCGCCUAGUCGGACUCGAAGAUGCAAAGAUCACCCAGGCCCCGGGAGGCUGGAUCCCCGUACCAGUACACACAGCCCAGAACCCUUCAUCCACCACCCAGCCCCGAGGCUCCCUGCGCUGCAUGUCCCUCGGCUUCCUCCUGCGUGAUCGCGGCGACGCAGUCAUCUGGCGCGGGCCCAAGAAGACCGCGAUGAUCCGCCAGUUCUUGUCAGAUGUAUACUGGGGUCCGACGGACUAUCUGCUCGUGGACACGCCGCCGGGCACGAGUGACGAGCACAUCGCGCUGGCGGAGCAGCUCCUGACCCUGGCUUCGACGGAUCCGUCUGCGACGGCGGCGGGCCUCUCUCGUCUGGCGGGUGCGGUGCUUGUGACGACGCCGCAGGCCAUCGCGACGUCCGAUGUGCGGAAGGAAGCCAAUUUCUGUGUCAAGACGAAGAUCCCUGUUCUGGGUGUGAUUGAGAAUAUGUCCGGUUACUCUUGUCCGUGUUGUGGGGAAGUGAGCAAUCUCUUCUCUAGCGGCGGUGGAAAGGUCAUGGCGGAUGAGCUGGGGAUCAAGUUCUUAGGCAGUGUGCCGGUGGAUGUCAAGUUUGGGGAAUUGGUGGAAGGUAAGGUGGUUGAUGACAGUGAUUCUGAUGAAGAGGAGGGGGCUACGCAAGCCCAACAGCAGGAGGAGCCCGUUGAUGAUCGGCCGCUGGUGGAAAGAUACAAGGACUGCUGGUCGCACAGUCGGUUUGAAGAAUUUGCGAAAACAUUAAUAUCCCAGAUCGAGGGUGCGAGUCCAGCGAGUGGAUGA